UUUACUUUAAGUACAGUGUUGCUGUAGAUUGAAUGGGAAUUUCAAUCUCUUUGUUUAAUUUAAAGGCAUAUCAUUUCCUCGCAGAUUUCAAUUCAUUGCAAUUCCAAUAUUAUAAUCUUCGAACGUUGUUUUAAACAGCAGUUAAAGGAAAUAAAAUAACAAGUAAAAUGGCGUGGACAAAGUACCAAAAGUUCCUGGCACUCAUGAUGGUGGUGACAGGUUCCAUCAACUCACUUAGUACAAAAUGGGCUGAUAAAAUGGAGUCAAAAAACUCAGUUGGUGAAGUAAAAAAGUUUGUACAUCCAUUCUUGCAGGCAUCCGCUAUGUUCCUUGGUGAGAUGCUAUGUCUGCUGACAUUCAAAAUAGUCUACUGGAUAAAUCGGAAUGAAGAUAACCCACAGAACACGCUGAUCCAAGGAAACCAGAACUUCAACCCUUUUAUACUAAUGCCAGCGGCCAUGUUUGAUUUGGUUGCAACAUCAAUAAUGUACAUUGGGCUUAACUUGACAUACGUGAGCAGUUUCCAAAUGUUUCGCGGCUCCGUCAUAGUAUUUGUUGCAUUGCUCUCUUCAACUGUCCUCGGUAGAAUUAUCUCAAGGCGACAAGUACUUGGAAUUGUUAACGUGAUCAUCGGCCUCGCGAUUGUUGGCGUGACGGACGCCCUCUACCAGUCGGACGAGGCGAAAGGCAGAAAUAGUCUCAUCACGGGAGACCUCCUCAUCAUACUCGCCCAGGUCAUCACCGCUUGCCAGAUGGUCUACGAAGAGAAAUAUGUCUCCGGGUUGAACAUUCCGGCUUUACAAGCUGUGGGGUGGGAAGGGGUGUUUGGGUUCUCAGUUCUAUCGUCGCUGCUGGUCGUGUUCUACUGGAUACCCGCGCCUCCCCACUUCGACUCUAACCCGAGGGGCACGGUGGAAGACGUCAUAGACGGCCUUGUUCAGAUCGGUAACAACCCUCUGUUGCUGGUCGCCAUACUAGGAACUGUAGUAUCGAUCGCGUUCUUCAACUUCGCCGGCAUCAGUGUCACUAAGGAGAUGUCUGCUACCACCAGAAUGGUUCUGGAUUCCGUCAGGACCAUAGUGAUUUGGUCGGUGUCGCUCGCGGUGGCGUGGCAGGCCUUCCACUGGCAACACCUCAUCGGGUUCGCGAUACUGAUAUGCGGACUGUGCGCUUACAACGGUAUACUGCCGAGACCGUGUUGGCGCAAGACACAAACCGCCGAGGAUGAAGACAGAAUUAUCGACACCGAAGCGGUUGGACACGAGGAGCUCGCAUAGACCGUAUCAUAUUUUUCACUUUUAAUAGUCUUUUUAAUAGUUACGAUCGUUUUUUAUCAUAAUUCUUAUCGGUUUGUACUGAUUUUAGGAUUGUGCGCGUAAAAUUGUAUACCGCAAAGAUCGAUCGCGGUAAGACACAACCUGUCAGGCUUGUCGACACCGAAGUGGUUGGACAUGAACUCGCAUCGAACGUAUAAUAUUUCUCACAGAGUCCGUUUUGUCACUUUUAAUAGUUACGUUCCUUUUUGUCAUACUUCUCAUCGGUUUUUUUUUUAUUUUAAGAUUGUGCGCGUAAAAUUGUAUACCGCAAAGAUCGUGCUUCGGUAAGACACAACCUGUCAGGCUUGUCGACACCGAAGUGGUUGGACAUGAACUCGCAUCGAACGUAUAAUAUUUCUCACACAGUCCGUUUUGUCACUUUUAAUAGUUACGUUCCUUUUUGUAAUACAUCGGUUUUUUUUUUAUUUUAAGAUUGUGCGCGUAAAAUUGUAUACCGCAAAGAUCGUGCUUCGGUAAGACACAACCUGUCAGGCUUGUCGACACCGAAGUGGUUGGACAUGAACUCGCAUCGAACGUAUAAUAUUUCUCACACAGUCCGUUUUGUCACUUUUAAUAGUUACGUUCCUUUUUGUCAUACUUCUCAUCGGUUUUUUUUUUAUUUUAAGAUUGUGCGCGUAAAAUUGUAUACCGCAAAGAUCGUGCUUCGGUAAGACACAACCUGUCAGGCUUGUCGACACCGAAGUGGUUGGACAUGAACUCGCAUCGAACGUAUAAUAUUUCUCACACAGUCCGUUUUGUCACUUUUAAAAGUUCCGUUACUUUUUUUUUUAUAUUUCUUCGUCGGCUUUUUACUGAUUUGAGGAUUGUGUGCGAGCAACGAUAUUUUGAAAAAACUGUGCUUCGGUAAGACACUACCUGUAAGGAUUCUCGACACAGAAUCCGUUGGACACGAGGAUCUCGCAUAGACCGUAUCAUAUUACUCACAAGUCUUAAAAUUAAAAGUCAUUGUUUUUACCUAAUUAGUCUUGGGAAUGAAAUUACCAUGUCGAUUGGUCGCGGACUUUACUUCGCUCGAAUAUCACAUUUGCAAAAUGUGUCGCAACUGAGGCGAGUGGACUCAAUUUAUCCGUCAUUACUGUCACGCAACAAAUGGGUGUUUUGUCUAAAUGCGUCACAGAAAUUACGGAUAAAUGAUGACACGAGUUCUAUUUUUCUUCAAAAAGCCGAACUAUUCAUACGCUUCUAGCGGAUUACGCACGUGGCUUUAUUGUACCUGUGAAGUGUCACGUUUUACGUAAUUUUAUGUAUUUUGCGGGUAGUUCAAUCUUAUUAAUUUAUAAUCUUGAUAUGGGUUGGAACAGACUUAUCAGGACCAUAAAACUAGCAAUAUUAACCAAACGGUGCCUUAGACUGUAGUUGUUUUCCAUGUACUAACGGACUGACUAAAUAGACGGACAGAAACCCACUAAGGGUAGCAGUCAAAUAAACUGCACGUCUCUCAGUGAUCAGGUGAAAUAGAAGUCAAGCGUAAGUUAGCCUCUGAAUUAGAAAAGUUGUUUAAACUUAUCAUAUUAUAUAACUUCCAUUCAUUAUAAUGACCAACCGUUUAAUUUGACGAGUAUUUCUCCUUUGACAAUGCUGUUUCGGCUGUACACAGAUCUAGUUUUGUGAACACAACGUUACAUUUUUUUACUUUAUUCCCACGCAUGAGACAAAUUUAAUAAUACGCUUUGAAAUUUGUAUUCCUACCCAUUUAAACUGUAUCCAAAUAGUGGAGGAAACUAAGGGUUGAAAAUAUUUAUUAUCGUUUCGUUUUCGUUCAUAUAAAUUUAUUUGAAAACGGUAUGUCAAAUCUUUCACUGGUUUUUGGAUGAACGCACGGGUUGAGAGUUCGCUACCUGGCAAGUAUCGAAAUGGAAUAAAUGAGGUCAAUCAACCCAGUUAACUGGCACACAAGGAAACUGGUUGCAUUAACCAGUUUCCUUGUGUGCCUUGCAUGAUCUCAAUUAUUAGCAGGUCAAAACAACCUUAUUUUCCAAACUCAAUCCGCUAAUAUGAAUUGCUAUAUUUAGCUGAAGAGUUUGUUUUUGGUUAGAAUAAGCUAAUUUCUAGAAAUAGGCCUAAUUAGAAAACAUGUUUUGCAUUUUAUAACCCUAUUCUUGAGGGAAAAUAUAAGAUUUUAAAACAGUGGGAUGGAUUGGCGACGCGGCGCGUUCUGUCGGGGUUAUUGUGUUAAAUUACGUGUGAAAGUUUGUAUGGUAAAAAAAUUACUUAUUAGAAACUGUAAAACUUAGAACAGUCUUUCAAGAGAUUUCUGUACGACCGAAAUAGCACCACUAAGUUGGGUCAUUAUUUAUUAUAAGACAAAUUAUUGUGAUAUUUAAAUGAAUUUCUAUUAAUAAAUAAAUAUAUGUACCAAUAUAAUUAAAUUUCGAUUUAAGUGAUUGAAAAGAUAACGAUUAAUGAACAUUCUUAUUUUAAUAAAUGGAUUAUAAUAUGUAA
Molecule: messenger RNA, 3779 nt
Organism: Pararge aegeria (speckled wood butterfly)
Lineage: Eukaryota; Metazoa; Arthropoda; Insecta; Lepidoptera; Nymphalidae
Gene: Tango9
Product: solute carrier family 35 member F6
Exons: 8
Coding region: 168-1277 (369 amino acids)
Biological process (GO): transmembrane transport
Cellular component (GO): intracellular membrane-bounded organelle; membrane
Molecular function (GO): transmembrane transporter activity
Source: RefSeq, a predicted model, not a curated record